GUCGAAGCUGCGUUGCAAACUAUCAGUCAGGCGCCUAUUGAAUCGCUGCUUGUAAAUACUCACCAGCUUUGCGAAGCAAACUCUGCUAUUGCAAAGGCAAUUUGUUACCUAAGCUCAAGGUUGUACGAAGAGACUGGGCAAUUCAAACCCCAGUUUAACGAUACAGGCAACUGCGCUAGUACUCAGGUUGAGCCUCCACCCAUUUCAGAAGUCAACACCACACAAGGCAGUGACCAGGUAACGCUGCACCAGUACGGGUCUAGACAUGACCUACCAGAGCAUGCAAUUGUGAGACUUGCACAGUACUGGGUUAAGAAGAGACUAGCGGGAACUAGUCUACUUAAUAUUGUAGAUGAAAAUAGGGUG
This is a messenger RNA of Bipolaris sorokiniana ND90Pr, 366 nucleotides long. RefSeq lists its product as uncharacterized. The annotation marks the transcript as partial. The transcript has a single exon. NCBI's taxonomy places the organism in Eukaryota, Fungi, Ascomycota, Dothideomycetes, Pleosporales, Pleosporaceae. The record is from RefSeq and is a predicted model, not a curated record.